AUCAGCAGACUGUACUCUGCGUUACAGUUAUAUGGGGCGGCAUUACAAUGGAUGAGGGUCCUUUAGAGGAUGGACAGAUAAAUGUUGCUGUUGACUGGAAACAACGAUAAAAUGCUGCCUUGGAAGAAGAAUAAGUUCGACUUGAUUGAGGAAGACAAGCAGUCCAAGCAGAAGGGCUAUGCGGUGAGUCUCAACUACUCUGCGCUCACCUCCUUUGCCAAGUCCUGCCCCGAGAGCGCGAUCAACAGGGUGGGCAGCAUGUUUAAGUCAAAGAGGAAAAAGGUGAAGAUCACCAGCGAGGACCCCACCUACACAGUGCUCUACCUGGGGAAUGCCACCACUAUCCAGUCUAAAGGAGACGGCUGCACGGACGUUGCGGUGAGCAAGAUCUGGGGCAAAAGCGAUAUGGGCAAGAACGGCACCAAGAUGAGGCUGACCAUCAGCUCGCAGGGCAUCCGUAUGGUGCAUGUGGAUGACAAAGCGAGGAGGCCGGGACACUUGUACUUGCUGCACCGGAUAACCUACUGCGUCGCGGACCCACGGCUACCCAAGAUUUUCGCUUGGAUUUACAGGCAUGAGAUGAAGCACAAGGCCGUGAUGCUGCGCUGCCACGCAGUGUUAGUGUCCAAGCCGGAGAAGGCAAAGGCCAUGGCGCUGCUUCUUUACCAGACCUCGGCCACAGCCCUGGCCGAGUUCAAAAGACUUAAGCGGAGGGACGAUGCCAGGCACCAGCAGCAGCAGCUCAUAGGGGAGCAAACGAUCCCGUUAGUCCCCCUUAGGAAGCUGCUGAACGGACAGUGUUACUACAAACCUCCGGUGGAGCGCAGCCGGAGCGCGCCUAAGCUGGGCUCCAUUACAGAAGACUUGGUCGGCGAAGAAGAAGAGGAGAAAGCGAUGCACUUUGAGUGUGAGGACAUCCUAGAUACAGAUCAUGAUUGUGUUUCCAAUGGUAAACAGGAGUUGACUCAGAUAAUUAAUGACUUGGGAGAAAUGAGCAUAGGAAACGACGUGCAGACACUGAAAGCUGACCUCAGAGUCACCAGACUCCUCUCUGGGGAGAGCACGGGGAGUGAAUCCUCUAUUGAAGGCAACCAGGAGCCACCUGCAAUCACUAACGGGUUUGAAGAGGUAAAGGUGCAGGAAAUUGCCUGAAUAACUUCAGACAUUUCUGGGCACAGUGGUUUGUUGAGCCACAAUGACUCCGCAAGAAAUAUUUCCUCUGUCGUUAACUUUGUGUUGGAGUGUCUGUCUAGUCUGUGCCUCUACAACUAAUUGAGAUGAUCCAGAAAAGAUCAUCUGAGGUUCUUACUGCCACGUGGAGUUACCCAGUAAUUAGGCUACUAAAAGAUAUUUUAAGAUGGUGUAAACACAGAAUAAUAAGGAAAACAAGUGCACGUCUGGUUGACAGAUAACUGGUCAAUCGACAAAGUUGCAGUGGCUUUAGGAUGAACGGCACUAAUUCCAUGUCUUUUAUUUAAGAGGAUUUGUUGUAGAAUCAAGCUUGUUUACCUAACCCUUUUUGUCUCACUUGAAAAUAGACUUUUUUUUCUGUUUAAACUUGCUCCAAACAUGAUUGAAAAAAAGCCCAUGCCUCUUUUAGAGCACAUUUUGUUCUUAGGUAUUGAGUGGGUGUAAACAAUCAUCAUCUUAAUGUUCCUGUCACCCUUUUCAUUUAUUUGAUUUUGCACUGUUGUGGAAUUCUUCUUUUAAGUAUUAUGUUGAUUACCAUGUACAUACUGUUGGUAUGUUGCCCAAAAA
This is a messenger RNA of Mugil cephalus (flathead mullet), 1758 nucleotides long. RefSeq names its product family with sequence similarity 43 member A (gene fam43a). The transcript is spliced from 2 exons. NCBI's taxonomy places the organism in Eukaryota, Metazoa, Chordata, Actinopteri, Mugiliformes, Mugilidae. The record is from RefSeq and is a predicted model, not a curated record. The coding region runs from base 82 to 1152 and encodes 356 amino acids.